Trichosporon asahii var. asahii CBS 2479 is the source of this 1242-nucleotide messenger RNA. RefSeq lists its product as uncharacterized. The record is from RefSeq and is a predicted model, not a curated record. NCBI's taxonomy places the organism in Eukaryota, Fungi, Basidiomycota, Tremellomycetes, Trichosporonales, Trichosporonaceae. Bases 1 to 1242 code for a protein of 413 amino acids. The transcript is spliced from 4 exons.
AUGCCGCGCCGUCGCCGCGUUGUCGUUCGCGAGGACCGCGAGCUCCCCCCAAUCCCCCUGCAGCGACAACGUGCGCGCUCCUUCAAGUUUUUCCUGUACGUGUUCCCGACGGCGCUCGUCACGAUCUUCUUCUACUUCUUCGCCCUCGACUCGCGUUCUCCAGGCCUCCUCAUCGGCAGCCUGAUAUGCGCGUCUGGACUGUUGCUCAGCCUUCGCGCCCACGAAGAGUUCCCUUUCAACCGACGCAAAGUUAUCAAGCUCCGGGCAUGGGCCAACAUCCAGAUGCAUGUGCGCGAGGGUCUCGGUGUGGCUCAAGUCGCAAUUACCGGCAAUCCGGCGCUGAACCACUUGCCCACCACGCCAUCGCUGCACAACAUCCCCAUGAGCCCCUUGCAGGAGAACGACGCCCUGCCUGACGAGUCCGUGGUCGCCAGUGACCCAGGAGAGACGGAUCUGCGGACGGAGGAGUUCCUUGGUCUCCUUGCCGGCUUCCCGAUUGCCCUGCAGCACCACCUUCUGGGCACUCGCGCCCUCCCUCAGCCGCCCCUGUGUGACCUCUUGCCCGCGGAUUACCUCUCGAGCCUGAAACGCACUGACUCGCGUGUUCGUUUCGCAGAGGAGCACUCCGGCCCUAGCGGGUCGGGCAACCCGAUCGGGAAGAGUACGAAGCCGAACGGCGACGCAAACACGAAUGGCGCUGCACCUGGCACUGUGACACACAGCGAUGAGGAGUCGGACGGUAAGGAGGAGCCAACAGGCAAGGAGGAGGCGCCUGCGCCCGUCAAGAAGUCGAACCUGCACGCCCCGUACCCCGCCCACCUGCCGCUGUCUCUCCUGAGGCUUCUGGAAGCGUAUGUCGCGGGCUUCUCGCAGCGCCCAGCCGAGAAGGGCGGUUGGACACCCUUGCAGACGGAGCGCGCAAUUGACGCCAUCAAGGGCCUGAAUGCCGCCCUCACGGAGGCAGAGUCAAUCUACAAUGGUGAGUUCCACCUCCCCCUCAUCGUCAAACUGACAGCAGCGCCGGACCCGGUCGUGAGCUUGACGCUGUGCGCGUAUCUGUUCGUGCUCAGCAUCCUCUGCUUCAUCGCCCUGUACAUGCCACCUCUCGUGUCUCUGAUGACGUUUGGCCUGAUUGCAGCCGCAUUCCCGCCGGCGUUCAGCCGCGCGACGACUGGCCCGAGUCCGUCUUGUGAGUUGCCUCAUGUGGUCACUGCUAACUCUCAGCCUCGACGCACCCCCUGA